Messenger RNA from Vittaforma corneae ATCC 50505, 1464 nucleotides. RefSeq lists its product as uncharacterized. Gene Ontology annotation, biological process: intracellular protein transport; vesicle-mediated transport. Lineage: Eukaryota; Fungi; Microsporidia; Nosematidae. Bases 1 to 1464 code for a protein of 487 amino acids. The transcript has a single exon. The record is from RefSeq and is a predicted model, not a curated record.
AUGGAUUUGAAAAGACUAUACAAACAAAAAAUUACAGAUGAAAUUCUCAAAACUUACGGAGAUGCCUGGUCUGUUCUUAUUCAUGACAAAAUGACUGCGGACAUUGUCAAUUCAAUAUUUAAAAAAUCGGAUCUCAUCGAUUUCAAUAUAACUGCAAUAUUCUCCAUUGGCGACCAUAGACCCAAGUGGGAUCUUCCAGCCAUUUACUUUGUAAACUGCACAAAGGAAAUAGCAAAAUCCAUAAAUUCUGAGUAUAAGUCAGGUAGGUAUUCAUCUAUAAAAGUAUUUUCGCUAUGUCCUCCUCAAAAUCUUGAUCCUAUGAUUAAAUGUACUGUUGUAAUGUUAGACAUAAAAAUAAUUGAAGAGCGAAUAUUCCAAUGCACCUGGGAUAAUCUAUCUGCAGUUUCCAGCAUUUUAAAUGCCAAAUUGAAUAUUAGUCAUAUUGGCUGUACAAAAAACCUGGCUCAAAAGAUCAAAGAUGCGCUAAUAUUGCCAAGAAGUAUAGAGAAGCAGGCAUCACUGCUUGUAUUAGAUAGAACGGUAGAUUUAUACACGCCUUUGAUGUAUUUCUUUACUUUUAGAUCAAUAUUGUCUGAGGUAGGUUCUGCUGACUGUGCUGAUGAAUAUUAUAAAGAGAUUAGAAAUAGACACGUGGGUGAGAUAAGCAAAUAUUUACAGUACACGGUUUUAAAAUUACAAGAGAGUAUCAAUAAAUUAGACAAGGAUAACGUUGAUGUCAACGUACUAGACACGCUUGUUCUUGAAGCUCCUAAAAAUCUAGAGCUAAAGAAGAAUGUUGAAAAAUACGGUAAGCAUCUAGAAAAAUGCUUUCAAAAGCUGCAGGAAGUUCAAGGCAUAGCAGAAUCGCAGCAAAAUUUAGUAUUGGAGAAAGAUAAAGCAGGGAAUAAGGCUUGUAUUUCCCUUGAUUAUUUUAUGUCGUCUAUUGUUUCGCCAGCACUAACUGUAGAUGACAGAGUGGGACUGCUUUUUCUGCUGAAAGUGAAAGGAAUCAUAUUUACCGAGUCCGAGCUCACUCUUCUAAAGUCUCGGGGAUUUUCCAGGGAGGAUUUAAGCAUCGUUUUUAACAGAAGAAAUCAGAUAUUAAGAACCCGAGAAGUUAAUUAUAAAUACGAGGUCAGUCGAUAUGAGCCUAUAGUUAAAGAUGUUGUUGAAAACUUUAUAACCAAACAGGGAAUGUUCCAAACGAUUGAUCAUGAGCAAGAGAAGAUUGAGUCGCUACGUAGAUCAACUAUGUUUAGCUCAGGAAAGCAGCCAAGAAAGCUGGUUGUUGUUUUUAUCAAGAAUGGGCUGGCGAUUGAGGAAAUGAGACUGGCGUAUUCCCUAUCAGAAAGCUUAGGAGUGGAGUUUAUAUUUGGAAGUGACAAGGUGUUAACGAGAAGAGAGUUUGUAAACGAAUACAGGACGAAUGCAGAGUUACAUGAGGCAGUGAUCGACAAGCGAUAG